CGACCCUGGACAUGGGAACUUUUAGAUCAGCAUAUGUGGGACUACCCUUGUUUCUGGCUAUGAACUGACUGAUUUCGUUGACUUACCAAGCUUAAUUUGGGGGAAAAUUAAAAAGAAAAGAGAAUGAAAAAGAGGAAAAGCUGUUAUUCUGAAGGGCAGCCGGAGAAAAGACUGGCAGCAGGAACUGGAGUGGACUCAGCUCCCCCUUCGGGUCGAGGGGUAGCUAAGCUGUAAGACUCUAACUUGUGGGUCCCUCUGUCCGGCCCUGCUGCAGGGUCUUACUGGGGCUUUAGCGACUUCUGAGCCCAAGCAGCCCAGAAAAAAAAAGCAGUGCCUUCAGAUUAAUUGUAAGUUAAGUUGAAUCACAAGACAAUACCAUGUAUGGAGAAAAGAAGAGCCAUUUGUAUCUCUGGAUGGAACACUAUGGGUAUGACAUGCCUGCAAAUAUUUACAAGAUGUAUUCUCAGCCCUCCAGAAAAACGGAUGAUGCAAAUAAAAAGGUGUCAGUGAGUGCUUCAAGGACCAUUAAACUAAAUGGCAGCACUGGCUACGACACAAAUGAACAGAUAACACUAAUCACUAACGGGAGCAGUUUGUCAUAUCCAGAUGAAAUAAAAUCAGCAAGUUAUGCGGACCCCAUCAGUACAAAAGCAUAUACAAAUGAUUCGUCAGUAUACGACCCUGGGGGAGCUUCGAGCAGCACAACCCUGUAUGAACUGAAUUCCUUGAGUGAAGUAUCGAAAGAAAUCAUUACCCAGGGAGAAUCUGCUUUACUACGUGAUAAAGAAGCUACCAGCGAACUCAAAAUCCCAAGUACACUGCAAACGCAGACGUCCAUGUCCACCAACACUCUCUCCUUAUCUGAUUUAUCAUCAGAUUACCAGGAAGAGCAAAUGAACAAAUGCAAGUUAAACCAGAUGUCCAAGUUGUACGACGAUGAUGAACGUACUGAUAUUCAAAAGUCAUACUGGAAUGUGGUUAAGAAAUUUGUGCGCAUCCUUGUGUCCUCGGUUGCCUUCAGAAUAUUUGGAAUUUUCCUGGUCAUUCUGGAUGUAUUUCUUGUGGUUGUCGAUCUAAAUGUCUCUGAAAAGAAAAUUUAUAUUCCUUUGGACUAUCGUUCCAUUUCUUUAGCGAUUGCUUUAUUUUUCCUCGUGGAUGUUCUUCUUAGAGUGUCUGUAGAAGGGAGACGGCGCUAUUUCUCUGACGUACUGAACACCCUAGACGCUGUGGUCAUCGGUGUGACUGUGGUUGUGGCUGUCAUUUAUGCACUUUAUGACAAACACUUUCUCAGAGAUAUCCCAAGACUGGCAGUUUUACUGCGGCCUCUACGACUGCUCAUUCUGAUAAGGAUUCUGCAACUGGCUCAUCAAAAGAGACAACUCGAAAGGCUGACCAGGAAGCUGGUAUCGGGUAACAAGCGACGCUACAAGAAGGAUGGCUUUGACCUAGACCUCACUUACGUCACUGAGCGUAUUAUUGCCAUGUCAUUUCCAUCGUCUGGAAGGGAGUCCUUCUACAGAAAUCCAAUCAAGGAGGUUGUGCGGUUCCUGGAUACCAAGCACCCAAACCACUAUCAAGUCUACAAUCUAUGCAGUGAGAGAGCUUAUGACCCUAAGCACUUCCACUACAGGGUCCGCAGAAUCAUGAUUGAUGAUCAUAAUGUCCCCACUCUUGAGGAAAUGUUGUUGUUCUCCAAGGAAGUAAAUAAUUGGAUGGCUCAAGAUCCUGAAAAUGUUGUCGCGAUUCACUGUAAGGGAGGAAAAGGAAGAACUGGAACCAUGGUGUGUGCCUGCCUCAUUGCCAGUGAAAUAGUUUUAAAUGCAAAGGAAAGUCUGUACUUUUUUGGAGAGCGGCGGACAGAUAAAAGCAACAGCUCGAAGUUCCAAGGAAUAGAGACCCCUUCUCAGAAUAGAUAUGUGAAAUAUUUUGAAAAACUGAAAAUUAACUACCAACUAACUCUCCCUCCCAAAAAAGUACUCGUGAUAAAAAGAUUGGUCGUUUAUUCCAUUCAUGGCGUUGGAAAAGGCGACGGGAGUGACCUGGAAGUACAAAUCAUAAUGUGGCAGGAGACUGUUUUUUCCUUUUGUAAUUCCAGGAAUUGUAUGAUAUUUCAUGACCCUGAAACAGACAGAGCAAUAAUCAAUGUGUUCCAUUGCCCGGCUCUAUACGAUGAUGUGAAAGUGAAAUUUCUCUCUCCGAAUCUUCCUAAAUACUAUGAUGACUGCCCCUUUUUCUUUUGGUUUCAUACAUCUUUUAUUAAAAAUAACAGGCUUUAUCUACCAAGAAACGAAUUGGAUAAUACCCAUAAACCAAAAACAUGGAAAAUUUAUGGUGAAAAGUUUGCAGUAGAGGUGGAUUUUGGUGAGAACUAGCUGUUGAGUAAGUGCCGCUCCCCUUCUUGGAUAGAAUCAUGUUCUUCCAGAUCCAUGCUACAUAGUUAUGUCUUCUAACCAAUGUUUUUGAUGGUAUGUCUGUAUUUUAUAUAUAUGUGUGUGUAUAUGUAUGUACAUAUGUUUCUGGGAAGUAUAUUAAAUGUAUACAGGAAAA
This is a messenger RNA of Mus musculus (house mouse), 2547 nucleotides long. RefSeq names its product transmembrane phosphatase with tensin homology (gene Tpte). Gene Ontology annotation, cellular component: membrane. Gene Ontology annotation, biological process: monoatomic ion transport; monoatomic ion transmembrane transport; transmembrane transport. Gene Ontology annotation, molecular function: monoatomic ion channel activity; phosphoprotein phosphatase activity; phosphatase activity. The coding region runs from base 378 to 2372 and encodes 664 amino acids. The transcript is spliced from 28 exons. NCBI's taxonomy places the organism in Eukaryota, Metazoa, Chordata, Mammalia, Rodentia, Muridae. The record is from RefSeq and is marked validated.